Dermacentor silvarum is the source of this 7254-nucleotide messenger RNA. It is a transcript of the gene Snx16, whose product is annotated as sorting nexin-16-like. NCBI's taxonomy places the organism in Eukaryota, Metazoa, Arthropoda, Arachnida, Ixodida, Ixodidae. The coding region runs from base 752 to 1696 and encodes 314 amino acids. Gene Ontology annotation, cellular component: extrinsic component of endosome membrane; early endosome; late endosome. The transcript has 8 exons. Gene Ontology annotation, biological process: early endosome to late endosome transport; endosome to lysosome transport; protein targeting to lysosome. Gene Ontology annotation, molecular function: phosphatidylinositol binding. The record is from RefSeq and is a predicted model, not a curated record.
UUUUGAGGAGAGCAGUUGAACGGGAAGGACACGGCGGCGGUGCUGCAGUCGCGACGCGACUAGACGCAGCCGGAAUGCCGCAGAGAAAAAAAAGAAACCAUCUCCGUAGCAGAUUUUGCCAUUAAAGUGCUGUCUCCUCGCUGACCGAUACACUGCAGCAAAUGAGUCGCCGUGAAACAACAGUUGCGUUUUGAGACAUUGAUGUAUCGCUGCCAAGUGGUAUUUCCUCCAUGGUGCAGACGUAUAGCCAUUACCGUGCAUGUGCGUACUUCGCACGCAGCCCAUAAUUUCUUUCUCAAUCGCAUUGAAAUUUGUUCGUUGGGUUAGUUUAUUAACGUACGGCUAAAAAACACAGGUCAAAUGAUAAAUAUAAAUUAAGUGGAGCAGAGCAGACGACUGCGUUGUUGUUUAUUUUUCUGGCAUAUAAACGCUUCCAGCCAAUCUCGAACAUUUUGCUACAGUGUCACGUGACUGGUUUGGCGAAUCUCCUUGCGUCAGUUCGCUGCUCUCUGUUGCUGUGUGUUAGGCCUAUAGAGCGUUUUAGGUGUUCGGUCUUCCUACGUCUGCUCCUCUCUGUUAUUGCAAAACACUGUUCCGGUAUGUUUUUUGCGCUGGAUGAAGACAUCAAGAGCUGCUAGUCAUGGCCUGGCUUAUUUGAGUUCUAUUUUAUUAGGUUAAUGACCAAUACGAAAGGGUUGCUUCAAGCGUCUGGUUCUCUCAUUUGUUUGAGGGUGGCUUUUUCUCUCCAAAGAUGUCGAGCGAAGCAGAAACUGCCCAACAAUCUGCCACAGCUGAUGGCUUAGACACUGACAACUGUGCUACAUCAAAAUGUGAACCGGUGCCGCCUCAAGGAGCAGCGCAUGAGAUGUCACGUUACCCUUUUUCAAAACAAGAUAGAGAAUCUCUGAGCAGUGUGAGCAGCGACUCUGGUGAUGUUUCCAAUGGCCAUUGCUGCGAUAUUGAAGAAGAAGGCAUAGUCGUAAUCCCAGAGUACAACACUCCCAUUAUCGGCUAUGAAGUCAUGGAAGAACGCGCGAGGUUUACAGUGUUCAAGAUCAGAGUGGAGCAUGUUGAAACUGGCCGUUACUGGUUUGUCUUCAGGCGGUACACUGAUUUUGCAAGGCUGAGCAAAAAGCUCAAACCACGAUUCCCUGGUCUGCAACUCUGCUUGCCUCCCAAGCGCUGGUUUGGAAAUAAUUUUGAUCCCAUGUUUCUUGAGGACCGUGUACUGGGGCUCCAGGCAUUUGUCAAAAAUAUUAUGGGCCACAGAGAUAUAAGUAAGAGUCCUCCAGUUAGAGAGUUCUUCUGUUUGGACGAUCCUCCGGAGCCAUUAGACACCAUAGAAGAGAGCAGGGCAUUGUGUGAAAACUUGGAAGAACAAGUGUACCGACUAAACCAGCAAUUGCGUGAACGUGAUGCUGAGAUAGAAGUCCUUCGCUCAGAGUUGGACUCUCUGCGGCUUCAGCAUGGUGUCCUUGUCAAGGCACUCAAGCUGGAGUGUUCUCUGGCGAGCUGGGCCAACGCACAGCUCUCGAGAGACCGGCCACAGCUGCCAUCGUCGCAUGCCUUUGGUCUGCACGCUCUCAACCUCACCUUGUCCUCCAUGGCUGAUGGUUCCAAGGAAGUGGCUGGCAAUCAGGAUCCAGAGAGUUGCCCUGCGACACCUGAAGCCGGGGGUGGCGGAGAUGCUCGAUGAUCUUUUCGCAGAAGCCAAGAAUCUGCAAGGAAUGUACUAAAUGUGAAAGUAAUCCUCAUUGGACAUUUUUAUUAUUAUUAUUAUUAUUAUUAUUAUUACUAUUAUUGUCCAAUUUCUCAAUUGGCUGCGUGGUGGAAACAUGGGACAAUCUUGCAGUCGCUAUGUUCCAUGAUGUGUAACACAACUGAGGUUAGUGCACAAGUAUUGAUACCGAGUUUUUUUAUUGUAAUGCUGCAGCAUAUCGUUGGUCUGGCAGUGGCCAUUUUAACAUUGUUUAUUAAAUAUAUGAAUGGAAAAAUGAUAUUCUUGGCUUUUGAGCUGGUGUGAAGAUAAUGGUAUUGUAUUAUUGGUGGUCAGCCUGGGUAUGUGUCUGCCAGUACCAACAGUGCACACCAUUAGUGACAGCACUGCAGUCUAUUUUGAGUCUCGGAAAAAAUGAAAGCCGCAUUACACCUUUGCCAGGAAACAUUGUAUGACAUGUUUGUAUUGUGUCGGCUAUUUGUGUCAACAAUGCUCCAGGGCGCAUGAGGUUUUUUUUUUUUUUUUUUUUAAUUAUUGGUGCCUAGAAUAUUAUGACUGUCAUUGGUGUUUAAUGAGGCAUUGGACAUGCUGGAGUACUUUUAUGUAAGAGCAAUUCCAAUGCAAUUUUAUUUUAUCUGUGACCCAGCUAUCUCGUGUGUGUAGUUUUUGAAAUACUUGACACAGUGUAAAGAAGUUGUUCUCUGAACAGUUGCAUGCUUUCUGAAGUACUAUGUAUGUAUACAAAAUUUGUAGUGCCCUCCAUUGUUUCAAACCACAGUUGCUGAAACAGGUGGUUAGAUCUUGAGAAUUGCUGCAUUCAUUCUUCCUGCACUACAAUGGCCAAAAUGGCAUGUGUUUAAUACAGUAAAGUGCUUUUGAUAUGUAAAUACGUUUUUCUUUAAUCAAAUCUGGCUGUUGUUCUGAAAUAACAUGCAGCUGUGUACUUUGACACAUCUGCAGAGUUUUAGAAGUGUUUCUACUUGUUUGUGAAAGUAGCAUAGAAGUGGUUGCAGACAUUGUAGAAACAAAGCUAUAUAUGGAUAAAGGUGACCACAUAUUUACCAAUGUUAUCUUUGUGUACUCUUAGAGUACUUUGAGUUGUGCAGUAUUAAAUGGGUUUUGUCACCCUCCCCACCCCCUUUUUUUACAUGUGAUAUUAAGAAUUUGGGAGUCUUUCUUUUCUUUUUUUUUUUCUCUUUUUACCCAUUCUCUCUGCUUGUUCUCAUCUUCUCUGAGCAGAAUACACGGUGCCAACCAACUGGUUAGUGAGUACUACGACUAGCUUGUUUAUUCUUCUCAGCUCUAUAGGACACAGUCUUAUUGAAGCAUGCUUAGUGGGCAACAUACUGGGUGCUAUGCAAGGGAAAAUUAGCUUUGUGUUUUUCAUUGUGCUCAGGUAACUUUGGCACUGCAGAAUCUCUUAUCACUUAGCUGCUUAACGUUAAGCAACACAGAACACUCAGCAUCAUAACAGAACACACACUCUUCAUGGGAAGUGGCAGUUAUGCCCUUGCCUUUUCACUUCCCCCCUUACUUCUGACACUUUUUUGCAUCCAUGUGUUCCAUCUGCCUCUGUGGUUUCCAGGGCACUUCCUUUAUGGCCAGAGCAGACUCUGGUAGUGGCAGAUUAGUCACGAACACAAGUUGGAUCUAGAAGAAUGGGCAACCUGUAUGUGUUUUUUUGCUUUAGACAUGCUAGUGGAGUUCGUCAUAAUUGCACUUAAUUUACCUGAAAGCUUAUUUGUGCAUUUCAAGCUAUGGGGAUGGCCACCUCUCUUGCCUGUAUGAACAUUGACAGCCGUGCCACCCCAUCGUUGCUCCAUCACAUGCUGAAAUUUGUCCAGACACACUUUUUGAGCCUCUAUACUCUUGGAACAGCUUAGCUGCCCUUGCAAAACUACCACGGUUAGGCCUGCUUUGGCCAUGAACAUAAGCACUUGCGAACUUUUGAGUCAGAUAGUACCAUCAGCAUAAAUUUAAAUAUGAAUGGGAAAAAGGAAGAUGCGUUUUCCUGCUUGGACAUUUGUGGAUGCAGUGUGGCAUUGCCACGUAGCUUGUUUACUAAACAUACUUUUGUUGCAAAGCUUCAUGCCCAAGCCUGAAUCUUGUAACUACAAUGGAACUGAUAAAUGUAAUUAAGGAAAUCAUUUUUUUUUUUCCUCUGUGUUUUUCCUCUGUUUUAAGGGGAAGUUGUAACUUAAAGGAUCACAUCUUUGUCACAGUUUAUCACUGAUGGGGCUGGUGUUUUCAAUGAAUUUCUUUUUUGUCUACCUAGUUUCAUGUUUAAAAGGAUGAAAAAACAUUUUUGCAAGACAAUUAAAAGCUCAUCGAAAACAAUCAUGGUAGUUUAACAUACCAUGAUUUGCUCAUGUUUGAGCAACUGCCAUUCAACACACAGAUGACAGUCACCACAGCAGCAGCCAGACACUUAAGAAAGAAGGGUCUGCUGUUGGGCAAAGCUCGCUCACUUGAUAUCUUGGUAAGAAAAUAGUAAAGUGGUCAUGUCCUUACAUGACGUUCAGGUGAAUUCUUGUUUUGCAGUACAGCUUAAUUUUCAUACUUUAAUGUUCAGCCACUCGCCAUGGUAGCGUAGUGGCUUCGGCGUUGUGCUGCUAAUCCUGAGGGCGGGGGAUCAAAUCCCGGUCACGGCGGCUGCAUUUCGAUAGAGGUGAAAUGAAAAAACGCCUGUGUACCAUACAUUGGUUGCACGUUAAAGAACCCCAGGUGGUCAAAAUUAAUCCGAAGUCCCCGGUGUGCCUCGUAAUUGUAUCGGGGUUUUGGCACGUAAAACCCCAGAAUUUUUUUGAAGUGCAGUCUUUUACGCACUUAAAAUUUCAGUCUAAUGAAAUUUUGCAUGUGUUCUUUGUUCGAAAUAUCUGAUAAAUGUUUAUGAGAAAGAGGGAGAAUUUCUAACAGAGUUGGUCUGGAAUACAGCCGUUUAGAACUGUCAUUUCUUUUUAACACCAGCAUUGAAGACUGUAACCCAACGUCGUAAUUCCAAUUUACAGUCAUAAGUAAAAUAGGAUGUUACAUGACUAUUAGAAAUGAUUACCAUAUUUUCUGGUCUAUGAGUCGCACCUUUGUAUAAGACGCACCCCCCUCAAAACAGCAGUUUUUCUGGAAAAAAACGUAUAUAAGUCGCACCGGUAUAUAUGACACACCUGUUCGUUCUGUAAGCGAUUUAAAAAAAUUACGGUGACGUUUCACUCUGCGAACGCGGGUCACGCGCAAUCGUAUGGGUGCCAUAUAUUUCCACUCCAGACGCAUUUCUACCGUCGUGGUUGCCGCAAUGUUCUGUUUGAAGUCCAAGGGCGAUAACAUCGUCCCCGUGCGCCGUAUGCUGUAUGUGCGAGUGAAAGCGUCCGUCGGUGAGCCGAAUCAUGGACAAGGGAGGAAAGUGGGAAGGAAGCGCGAGAGGAAGGUGGUGGGGGGGUGGCUUGUACUCCGGUAGCAACUGCGUAGCUUGUGCAGCGGUGUGCGCCGUAUCUUGACAGCGAUCUGCAAAUGCGACGAAUUCGGGGUCGGCCUGCCGCCGCUUGCGUUGCUGCUCUGUCCUUCUGGCACGGCGCUCGGGAAAUCGAUCACGAGAAGAACGUACCCGCCACCUCGAUAGCGCGCACAGAACCCGUAGCAAUAAAGUCAACCAGCGCACUUUGCGUGGCCUUAACAUCGAAUCCGAUUUUGACGGCAGUUUUUCUGAAAAAAAAAAAAAAAAAAACGUGCAUAAGGUCGCACCGUUCUAUAAGACGCACCGACGAAAAAUUCAUAAAAGAAAACACGUGUUAUACACCGGAAAGUACGGCGGUAGCACAUGAAAAAAAAAAGCAUGAAGAUGGUGGUGCUUUGGUGGUGUUGCAUUAAAAAGAAGUGGAGCUACAUAAAAAUCAAUGCUAGCUUUAAAAGGAACGCUUGCAUAAGGCUCGAUCAUUGCCUUUAAUUUUGAUAAUUGUAACUUUAUUAAUGUAAAAAAUGAGUAAGGAACAUCUACCCUUAAUUUCCACUAAUAGCAGGGGCAGCUACUUUGACUUUGUCAUUUUAUACUGCUUAAAGGUUAAACAAGGCUAAAGUGAGAGUGGAUUUGUACUGUGCACUAGUGGUUCACAAAAGUUUAGCUAUCAUUGGCUGGAAGCAUGCAAAGAAAAACAUGCCAGGCUGGGGCCAUGACAAAUAAAAUUGCAUUAUUUUAGCAGUUGCCGGAAUGAUGUUUUAAUCAGUUUAUAAAGAUUCAGUAACCCAUGAAGCCUUUUUUGCAUACAUGAAAUGAGGAUGGUGCCAUAUUGAUUGGUAGCAAUAGUUGCAUGUACAGUUAAACUUUUUAAAAUUUGGUUAAGAAUGAGAACACCGCUUCAUGGCAAGUGACGGGCAUUUUACAUCCCUAGAGCUGCAUCUGGGCCAUGAGCAGCAGCAUAGUUCAGGGCUCCUGAUCACAUGAGGUUUUUGAUUGUGCACCAGGAUCUUGACACAUGAAUAUUCAUUUUUUGCAUUUCUCUCUACACGAAUGCAGCUGCUGGGAGGCAAGCUGCAAAUUCACGUGAUCGAAUCCCGGCCGUGGCGGCUGAAUUUUGGUAGGGGUGAAAUGCAAGAACGCCUGUGUAUUGUGCAUUGGGUGCAUAUUAAAAAACCCUAGGUGUUCUAAAUUAUUCUGGAGUCCCUCACUAUGUGCCCAUAAUCAAAUCGUGGUUUCGGCACGUGAAACCGCAUAAUUUUUUUUUGCAUUUGGCAGUAGAGCACCACGUCCCACUGCAUUAUUACCCACUGCAGUGGGCGCUAAUGCAGCAUAAGCAUAAUUCCCUUGUAUCUACCCUACCACACAUGUCGUUAUGAACAAUGCAUAUCAAUUGCACAUGUGUAGAAAAUUGUGCCACUACUUGUUUAACUUUGAUGCAGUGUUUUAUCUCUUGCAAGCACUACACUUGGUGACUACCUAAGAAUUCAGUACAAGCUCCACCCACAAAAUCUUGCUGCACCUGUGUCUCUGCACUUCAAUACAUGAUUCCCAAGAGACUACUUUGCUCGCCUCUGCCAUGAUGUCACAGGAAUGAGUGAACAUAAUUGUCUGGCAUAUCUAUACACUGAGUAAGACAGUGGUGUAAUUGCCACUGAAUUCAUAGGCUGUCACCGACUGGUGCAUAUUGCUACCAAGGGGAUGUUAAUUAAAACAUUCAAAUGGCUCCACAAAUUGUUGCUGCAGCAAACAUCAGCUGCAGUUUUGUGCCUUGCAGCUCAUUUUGAGAAAACCUGCUCAGUUUAAAGGUGCGAUGUGAAGAAGCUUUGAACAACCUGUGCAUUUUAUGCAUAUUCAUCUAUAGAAGCUAGCUUUAAGUGAGGAUAUGUGAUGUACUGCCAUAUGAGGGUGGGAACUGCGAUGGUGCUUUGUGAAAUGCAGUGUUAAAAGUAACUUUCUACUAAGCUGCUACCUUCUGAUAAAGGAUUUCCAAGUGGAGGACCUUGUGUGAAGGUAUGCAGAUGCCCAGCAAAGAUUAGUGGAAUGAAGCUAUUGUUGGUUUGUUUAUCAAUAAAGUGCCUACCUAAUGUGA